Messenger RNA from Miscanthus lutarioriparius, 1626 nucleotides. The record is from the annotation of a GenBank genome assembly. Lineage: Eukaryota; Viridiplantae; Streptophyta; Magnoliopsida; Poales; Poaceae.
AUGCGGACUGCAGGGCCGCGACCUCCCUGUGACAGUGAGAACAUCGGCAGGAAGGCCGUUUCAGACAAGGUCGGUGGCAAUGGAAAGGGAAAGGUGGGAACUUCCGACCUUGGGGAUCACCGGAGGUGGAGCAGAGGAGCGGCGAGGUGGUGGAGGGACGCGGCUAGUCAUGGCCGUGGCGUGUCCGUGGUCUGGUGGACGACGUCGCGGCCACGCUGGUCACGCAGCGGCGCAGCGAGAACAGGAUGGCGCAGGCAUUCGGCGUGGACCGGCUGCGAUGUCCACGGCCACGGCUUAGAGAGGCCGGGGCUCUGCGGGUCGUGGCUUGGCACCGGGUGGCCGUGGUCGAGAGGCAGAGUGCUGCUACUACUCGUCGUUGGCGCCCCAGGGGAUGACGCGAUCAAAGGAGAAGGACAGCUUGGUGACCAGCUCGGGUCGGAGACGGUGCUGGUCAUGGCACCGGGGUUCGCCGUGGCCGGCUGGUGGCGCGGCACGGCGAGAGCGUGGACACCACGAGGUGGAGCACGACGUGACGUAGUGCCUGGGUGCGUUCCUUGGCUCGGCAUCGAGGAAGAAGCCCGGCAGCAGGGGCUCGACGGUGCAGAGGCCGCCGCGGUGCGGUGGCUCGGCGCGGACGGAGCGGGGGCUCGCGGUGGUGGCUCGAUGGAGGGGAAGACGCGACCUUGGGGCUCGGGUCGAUGUGGAAGGGCGUUCGCUGGGCUCAGGUGCAGGUCGAGGUCGGAGGCGGCGGCGUGGUCGUGGAGACGAGACCGAGGGCGUCGGAGUGGUUCCGGGCGCGGCCAAGUCAGGAGGAGGGGGGCGCAGCUCGUUGGCGUCGGCGUUGCUCGGCCUGGUGGUGGCGAUCUGGGGGUUGGCGAGGAGGAGCUCCAAGGCGGAGAGGCGCACGACGAUGGUGGGGCUCUCGUGCUCGAUGAGGUGGGUCGCGGCGUCGCAGUGGUGGAGACCGGCACUACGUCGAGGCCGGAGGUGCUCCAGGCAGCACGGCUACGAGGUGGUGGCGCUGUGGCGCGGCGCCCGUGGCGAGCAGCAGGGCGUGCCGGGGUGCUUGGUGGAGAAGCUCGGCGCUGGCAGCUCACGGUCGCAGCAGAGGAGAGGUACAGGCACGGGGAGGUUGUUCGUGCACGGCCGGGGUGUCAACGAGGUGAAGAUGGAGUAGGCCACGGCCGAGGGGGCUCCGGCGAUGCAGAACGGCUCGGUGGCGUGGUCGCGGCCGGCAAGACGCGGCCUUGUGGCCGUGCUCGAGGAAGGAGGGCCGCAGGGGGGCUCGGCGUAGAGGUGGCCUGCGAGGCGGGUGCAGAGGCGCGGCUCCGGUGCUCAGCUUGGCGUCUUCAGCGACCCUCAGCAGGGCGACGCGGACGCAGCCGGGGUCGGAGUCAACGAGCAGACGAGCGAUGUCCAGGCGAGGUCGGCGUCGCGGCUCCGUCAGCGGCGCGCCCGCGGCCUGGUAGGACACGGCCGUGGCUGGCUGCGGCCAGCCGAGGGCGGUGGCGCGAUGGCAACGGCGAGGUGGAAGCGCGCUGUUCCAGUGCGGUCGUCUCGGAGUGGAGCAGAGGGAGCAAGGAGGAGGAAGGAAAUGGCAGCGGCUGGUGGGGACUCAAGCGAUGA